CGUAGGGCUUGAGCUAGAGCUCCUGCUGGGCAAGCCUAUCUGGAGAGCGUAACACAUGGACGCGCUUGUCGCUCGUGAGGUGCGGCCGUGCCGGGUCGUCCCCGCAGCCAGCCGGCCCAUGGGCCCAUGAGGUGUGGAGCCGCCGAGCCCGCGCUCCCCACCAGGAUUGCGCGAGGGGGCGGGUUCGGCGGGCGCGGGCGGCGGCCAUGGGCCAGAAGGCCUCGGCGCCCGCGAUCUGCAACGGCGGCACCUCGGUGGUGGGCGGCGGCGACGGGUCGGACGGCGGGCUGCUCCUGCCGAUCGGGGGCAAUUUCGAGGCCGCCUGGGGGGACGGCUUUCAGAGCGUCGUGUACUUCGCCGGCCUGCUGUACUGCUUCGUCGGCGUCAUGCUCCUCGCCGACGCGUUCAUGUCGGCGAUCGAGAAAAUCACGUCUCGGAAGGUCUCGCACAUGGACCCUGUGACGAAGCGGUGGAGGACCGUGGACUGGUGGAAUCCCACGGUGGCGAACCUCACGCUCAUGGCCCUGGGCUCCAGCGCCCCAGAGAUAUUGCUCAGUGUGUUGGAGCUGUUCCAGAAUUCAAUGCAUGCUGGCGAGCUUGGCCCAUCUACUAUUGUUGGCAGCGCGGCUUUCAAUCUCCUCGUGAUCAUCGCGGUGGUGGUGUCCUGCGUCCCGGACGGCGAGGAGAGGAAGGUGAAGGAGCUGCCGGUGUUCUAUAUCACCGCUGUCAUCUCGGUCAUGGCGUAUGUGUGGCUACUCGUCAUAUUGAUCAUAUCCUCCCCGCACGUGGUAGAGUGGUGGGAAGGGCUCCUGACUUUCCUCUUCUUCCCAAUACUCUGUGUGAUCGCUUGGCUCGCCGACACAGGCUUUUUCAACAGGCUCCUCAAGCUGCCCAGCCAGGACAGGCCAGACAGGCGGUACUUCACCCCGCAGAGCACGCCCGAGGAAAUCAACGAGAUGUUGCUGGUGGUGCGCCAGAAGUACGGGGAGGGUUGCAGGGGUUUCGAGAAGGAUCUCUUGAAGUACGAGUUCCCCCCUCCCGCCAGUAGGGCCGUGCGGCGGGUGCAGGCCACCCGCCAGUUCACGAAUGGCACGGAUGCUGCUUCAGAACGAGAGUCCUUGAAGAGGAGGGCCUGUCAGAUACCACGUGCCAGACCUCGGAAGCAUGCAGGACCUUCGGUGGCGUUCGCAAGCGAAAAACACCGCUGUUACGAGUCCGACUCCCAGGUUGUCCUCGCUGUGACGAGGACUGGCGAUACCAGCCGCCGCACGCUGAUCGACAUCAAGACGCGGGACGGCGGGGCCACCGCUGGCGCAGACUACGUCGCUGUUGAUAGGACCUUGACAUUCGAGCCCCACGAGACGGAGAAGCAAGUUCCAGUGAAGAUCAUUGACGACGAUCAAGAAGAGGGCCUAGAGGAGUUCUUUGUUUUUCUUGAGUUGAGGGAAGACGAUGAAAGCGAGGCAGUGUUGGGAGCCUCUCACACUGCGUCGGUGCUCAUUAUUGACGACGACCAUCCAGGAAUCCUGUCGUUUGCGCAUGAUUGUUUGACCGUCCAGGAGUCUCACGAGGACACCUUCCUGACCGUCGAGGUCAAGCGGAGCAAGGGGGCAAAGGGCAUUGUAUCUUGUGUGUUUUACACCGAGGACGACUCCGCCAUUGGGGGGCGCGAUUUUGAACAAAUUAGCACCAAGCUGGUAAUGUCGCACGGGGUGGCCAGCAUGAACGUGCGCGUGCGCAUCAUGGCCAAGGGACGCCACGAGAUGACCGAGACGUUCCGGUUAAUCCUGGACAGUCCCGACGGCGGCGCGUGCUUCGACGAGCUGACCGAUGGCGGGGCCGACAAGUGCAUAUGCACCGUGAACAUUGAAGGCAACAGCGAAAACCAGGGCGUUGUGGCCAAAGUCAUGACCGGGAUCUCCUUCAACGAGGACCAGAUGGCCUUGGGCAGGCAGCACUGGCGGGAGCAGUUCGCCGAGCUGUUGUACGUAGACGGAAGCCUAGACAGCGAGUCCUCGGAGAGUUACGCGUCGUGGUUCUGCCACGUGAUCAUAUUCCCUUGGAAGCUCAUGUGCGCCUGCGUGCCGCCGCCGUCGUACUUUGGAGGAUGGCUGGCUUUUGCUAUUGCCUUGGUGUUCAUCGGCCUCCUGACUGCCUUCAUUGGCGACCUUGCCACGAUGCUCGGUUGCGUCAUCGGAAUGGAUGACAGCGUCACUGCGAUCACCAUCGUGGCCAUCGGCACCUCGCUGCCCGACACCUUUGCCUCCAGGACGGCGGCCAUACAGGACAAGACGGCCGAUGCCAGCAUUGUGAACGUCACAGGGAGCAACUCUGUGAACGUCUUCUUGGGACUAGGCCUGCCUUGGAUGCUCGGGUCCUUCUACUGGGCCAUAAAGGGGGUCCCUGACGCGGACGACCCGUCGGACCCUUGGGUGCAGCGUGGGCAACUGAUCGGGUGGUAUGACAGUCACCCGGACAUCAAGACCAAGUACCCUGGGACUUUCGUGGUCCCUGCCGGCGGCCUCGCAUCCAGCGUCGGGACCUACUCGGUCUGUGCCACGAUAGCUCUUGUUGUCAUAUGCCUACGGCGGCGGUUCCUUGGGUGCGAGCUUGGCGGCCCGCUGAACUCGAAGUACCUUACCUCCGCCCUGUUCGUGUGCCUGUGGCUGCUAUACAUAUUGGUGUCGAUCCUGUCCAGCUAGCUCCCCGACCCGCAGCCCGAGACAUGUACGUUUGCUGUUGAGAUUUAGCACGUCAUCGUUGCGGCUGCUGCUGCCCGUGGGCAAUAAGACAGCUGGAAGGGUGACGAGAGAAAGGCAGCGUUUCAUUCUACUCACGCUGAUAUGCGCCUUUUUAUCAUAAUAUUCUCUUGUCGCACAGCCGCGCACAGUCCGUCCAAAGCGGCCAAGGCGUAUUCGCGGAGCGGACUCUCUUCCGCGAAUUCGCGGAGCGGACUCGUUUCCUGCCGAUCAAGCCAAACCGCCUCGACAGCAGUAGCUUUGGCUCCGUUUUCGAAUAGUAUUCUUUUGCUCUCGCCCAGAUAUCUUCCCAUCGCGCAUCGUUGCCAUCGCUCGCAAAGUGCUGGAGGACGCGUCUCCUUGGCAUGGGGGCUCAAGACACGAGCCCCGUGCAUGGGUGUCGCUCCUUCCGCGAGCUCUGCUGAAGAAAAAAGAUGGUCGGCCUGCGACACGCAUUUACGGUCCCCAUUUCCCGAAUGGUGAGCCGUGGCGAAAACAAUGUGGCUUGGGAGCCGUCUUGGACGCCUCUGGGGUCUCGUGGC
Messenger RNA from Prorocentrum cordatum, 3280 nucleotides. The record is from the annotation of a GenBank genome assembly. NCBI's taxonomy places the organism in Eukaryota, Dinophyceae, Prorocentrales, Prorocentraceae.